CUACGGAUCAGAGGGACACACGCUGGGUCAUCCCACCCAUGCCAUGUGAUUUUCAUUACAGCAACUCUGGGAAGAGUUCAGCCGUGGAAGGUUUAAGCAAAAAGGAAAAAUACAUGAAGAAGCAAGGAAGAAGAGACACUGCCAGCAUCCCCCUCUCCCCACCAGCAGGGAGCAGCAGUGUUCAAGUCUACAAUGAGUACCAGAAGGUGGCUUUCAAGAUACAUCCUGAGAAUGGUCAUGCUACAGGGAACGGUUCUCACUCCAGGAAGGACAAGGUCAGUAGCCGAGAUGAUCAAGGCAAGAUGUCGUGUGUACCAGACAUCAUCUCUCACAGUCAGGACCAGAGGUACGGCAUGAAGGACGAAGUGUUUCACAGAAACUCUCUGUGGAGGAUGGAUUCAAGCAGCCAGGCCUAUUCAGGGCAGGAGGACAACUCCACAGACCCACAUGAGACCCUGACAGAGACUUCAACUCUGACCUUUGUGGACGCCCACACGAUGGAUGAAUCAACAGAGAACCACAGCCUCCACGGGAUGGGGAUGAUUUACCUCAAGGAGUUUGUGCUGAUAGAUGAUGAUGAUGAUGGAGACAUGUCACUGAGAGAAAAAACUGUGACAGACUUGUCAAUCAUGGGCGGGAAAGCAGCUGAACUGGUGUGUGGGAGGUUGUUGUCUACCUCCAGUGGCUCAGUGUCUGAGUACAAGGAGGAAUCCUUGGCUCCUGAAGCACCACCCCCCGUGGAAGUGGAGACUGAACCAGAAAAGAAACGCUGCUGUCCCUGCAUUGUUUCAUGACUAAGCAGGAUGUGAAGGAUGGUACCUGCAGCAGAUUGUGUGUCAAUGAUGUUUAAGAUGUUCUGAUCACCCAGACAAAAUACUCCUUCAUACUGUGUCAAUAUAUACAGUAUGUGUUUCUGCUGCACGUUUACAGGUAUGGUGCCCUAUAACUGUCAUGUCAGGUUUUGUCUGAUUCAACUUUUGUUUUCAAGAACCAUUAUCUAGCAAUAAAACACAAAACCAGCACGAUGUUAUUUCUGUUUGUCUGAACUAACAGUCAUCAAUGCAUUUGUGGGAGACAUCUAAUUAACAGAAUUGUGAAAUGUAUGUAUGAUGAGAGGUUAAUGCUUAAUAUUGAUUAACAUCUUAAGCUCAUAAUCCUUCUAAAGUGCAACUGUAACAUGUAUGCAGUGAGUAAUAACAUUUUGAUACUAAUAAAAUGCAUGUUGCCUAACAAAUGAUCUGAAUGAUGGAGUUUGUGAUAUUCCACAAAAGGUCUCAACAGAUCAGGUGCUAACAACAAAUAAAGAUAUCGUCAUAAACAA
This is a messenger RNA of Notolabrus celidotus (New Zealand spotty), 1321 nucleotides long. RefSeq names its product paralemmin-2. Lineage: Eukaryota; Metazoa; Chordata; Actinopteri; Labriformes; Labridae. The record is from RefSeq and is a predicted model, not a curated record. The transcript is spliced from 2 exons. Bases 39 to 794 code for a protein of 251 amino acids.